CAUCGGUGGACAAGACGAACAAAUUGCCAUCGAUAUCUUAUAAGAAGAAUACAGCUGAAUUUCACAUGAAAUUUUAGAUCAACAAUCUUUUAAAGAUACUUUUUGAAAUUUUCGAGUAUAAGGGUAUCCAACAAUGUCUAUUGCAUCAAUAACUGCUAGGCAUGCGUUUGGUAUCAAAGGCGAUGUUCCCAACAACAUUUUUCAUUUGGAUGAACAAACUAUUGUCUAUCCAACUGGAUCAAAUUGUAUCUUGUACAACAUCGAUCAGAAAUCACAACGAUUUAUUCCUGGCACAGAUAAAAGUCCUGGUAUUACAGCCAUGGCGGUUAGCCCUAACCGACGUUAUCUAGCCAUCGCUGAGAGGGGAGAGAAAGCAACGAUCACAAUUUAUGAUUUACACACCUUGAGGAAAAGAAAAGUGCUUACAUAUACAGAUGGUGCGGCGACAGAAUAUGUUAGUUUAGCUUUUUCCCCUGAUUCCAAGUAUUUGAUAUCUCAGGGUGGCAAACCAGACUGGAUCUUGUUGUAUUGGACUUGGGAAAAGGCAAAAGUUAUGGCCUUUGCGAAAGCAACAAAUCAGACAAACUCACCAGUGCAUCAGGUGUCGUUUAAUCCUCAGGACAACACACAGCUUUGUGUUGUUGGCCAAGGAAUUUUCAAACUUUUCCGCUACAGUGAAGGAAAUCUGAAACAGUUUGCGUUCCAAAAAUUGGAUCCACAAAAUUUUCUAUCUCACGCUUGGCUCUCUGAUGAAAAGAUUGUGGCAGGUACAGACACUGGACGACUACUUUUGUUUGAGUCAGGAGAAUUGAGAAAUGAACUUCAUGUAACAGGAGCUGCAUCUACUGGAGUAAAGAUGGCAGGCAUGGCUGCCAUACCUGAAACAAGCUCUGGUCAAGAUCUGCUACCAAAGGUCACAAGUAUAGCUGCAUUUUCCAAAGGAUUUGUUUGUUCAGGCGGAGCCGGCUUCGUUCAUUUGUUUGAGAAAACAGACGAAAAAGACGCGUUUAAGAAAACGAGAGAGAUCAAAGUUCCAGUAGAUAGUCAGAGUCCUGAUCCGCAAGCCUCGAUCGCAAAUCAGAUCAUCUCUACAUUGACAGUCAGCCCUUCUGAGGAGACUUUGGUGUGUAGUACCAAGGCAAAUCAGAUGUACUGUAUUACAAUGUCCAGUGCUGAUUUAGGCAAGGGUGAUCAAGUGACAUUUGAGCUGCUCUGCCAAUCAUUUCAUAACGGUGUAAUAACAGGUUUGGAUGUUUGUAUUCGCAAACCACUCAUCGCUACGUGUAGUCUGGAUCGUUCCGUUCGUAUAUGGAAUUAUGAAACUUGUUCCCUGGAGUUAUCUCGCGAGUUUCAAGAGGAGUGCUAUAGUAUCGCUCUUCAUCCAUCAGGACUUUACAUAUUGGUUGGAUUCAGCGAUAAGCUGCGCUUAAUGAAUCUUCUCAUUGAUGAGAUCAGAACGUUCAAAGAGUUUACAAUACGAGGAUGCCGUGAGUGCUCGUUCAGUAAUGGUGGACAUUACUUUGCCACAGUUCACGGAAAUGUUAUUCAAUUGUACUCGACCACAACGUUUGAAAAUGUCGGAAAUUUAAAAGGACACAAUGGAAAGGUUCGGUCAGUUAUCUGGAGUCAAGAUGACACUAAAAUUAUAUCUUGUGGUAUGGAUGGAGCAGUGUAUGAAUGGAAUGUGUACACUGGAAAACGUGAUGGUGAGAGUGUUUUGAAGUCGUGCAGCUAUACUGGUGUGGCUGUUUCCCCUGAUGGUAGAACCACAUACGCUGUUGGUUCAGAUAAGACUCUGAAAGAGAUUUGUGACUCACAGAUUCUUCGUGAAGUGUCGUCGAGUGAAAUGGUCCUAACUCAAGUGAGCAUGUCUCGUUCAGGUCGUAUGCUGUUUGUAGGGACCAGCACUGGUACUGUUCGUGUUAUGAAGUUCCCUUUAACAGUUCCUGGCGAAUGGCAGGAACAUCAAGCACAUACCGGAGCUAUUACGAAGAUGCGAAUGUCGUUUGACGACCAAUAUCUUUUUACCGUGGGCGAGGAUGCAUCCUUGUUUAUCUACAAAGCAACAGACAAAGAAGGCCGUGGUUUAAAAAGAGACAAAGAAAUUGUUUAUGCAGACGAAAUUCUUAUCACCAAGUCGGAUUUGGAAGAAAAGAAUUCUAUGAUGGCUGAACUAAAAACGCGCGUUGAGGAAUUAAAAAUGGAGAAUGAAUACCAGUUGCGACUGAAGGACAUGAAUUACAACGAGAAGAUCAAAGAACUCACGGAGAAGUUUAUCCAAGAAAUGGAAUCGCUGAAAACCAAGAAUCAAGUUUUAAAAACAGACAAAGAAAAAGAGGAGGCAAAACACGAGGAAGAAAUUUCUGAUGUUCGAGAGAAACAUUCUCGUGAACUUCAGGAUUUAGAAUCAGCAAAUAACCAGAAAUUAAUGUCUGAGUAUGAAAAGUAUCAGGAACUACAGUCGAAGAGUCAGAAAAUGCAAGAAGACUAUGAUCGACAAUUGGAAGAAAUGGAAGCGUCGAAAGGACAAGCUUUGUCCGAACUUACAGAAUAUUUUGAAACAAAACUACAAGAAAAGACUGGCCAUCUGGAGCAGUCUCAAGACGAAUCAAGACAGCAGGUGCGCGAACAUGAAGAAACAAAACGUCAAAUAGAAGAAGACGCUGACCGUGAAAUACUUGAUAUAAAGAAUAAAUACGAGCGACGUUUGAGAGAAGAGAAAGAACAAAAUUUAAGAUUGAAGGGAGAGACAGGAAUCAUGAGAAAGAAGUUUACCAGUCUUCAAAAGGAAAUUGAUGAUUACAAGACUGAGAUUCAGCGUCUCCACGGGGAACAAAACAAACUGCAAGGUGUUAUCAAGUCCUUGGAAAAGGAUAUUUAUGGAUUAAAGAAAGAAAUUCAAGAACGAGAUGAAACCAUACAAGAUAAGGAGAAACGUAUUUAUGAUUUGAAGAAGAAAAAUCAAGAACUGGAGAAGUUCAAAUUUGUCCUGGAUUACAAGAUCAAAGAACUAAAGAAGCAGAUUGAACCAAGAGAGAAUGAUAUAAAAGCGAUGAAGGAACAAAUACAAGAGAUGGAAAGUGAAUUAGAACGGUUCCAUAAACGUAACACAUCAUUAGAAUUAAAUAUUGAUGUGCUGCGUCAAAAGUUGAAAGCAACAGACAAAGAGAUGCAUAUGGAGAGACAAAAGGUUACCGACAUCGAGGCGGUAGUAAAACGGUUCAAAACAGAUCUUUAUAAUUGUGUUGGAUUCAUACAAGAACCUAAGAAAUUAAAGGAAAGUGUGAAGCAGUUGUACCAGAAAUAUGUUCAAGACGAUACGAACGAGUCGUCGGCCAGUGUUGACGCAGAUAUUCAGCGUGAGUACGCGCGUCAAAGAGAGCACUUGGAACGCAGUGUAGCUUCCUUAAGGAAGAAACUUGAAAAAGACAACGAAAUUCAUCGUGCAGAUAAUGUCAGAAUUAUGCAGGAAAAUGUUUCACUGAUCAAAGAAAUAAACGACCUCCGCAGGGAGCUGAAGAUCGCUCGCACUCAAGUACACGACCUCGAAGCAGCCCUCGGGGUAAUGCGUCGAACACAAGGAAGUGGUGGAAAAGGAGCGAAGUCAGCUCCUACGAGAAAGAACGCCUCACGGGAGAGCGCAUCCGAUGAUCUAGAGAAAAUCAUCACCAUUCAAAAGAAUGAAAUAAGAAAGUUGCGUGAACAAAUUCAUGAGUUGGAGAAUCUUACCGUAAACAGACCACCGUCAGGAGGACGACUUCCUCCGGUAAAUUGAUGAACCAUUGUAUAAAUGUCAUGUAAUAUAGCUACCGCUUUAGAUAUUUGGCGCAAAAAUAAUCUCACAGAAAAGAACUUGGUAAUAUAUAUUUGUACGUAGUAAAAACGUGUAUAUAUUAAAAUGCGAUUCAUUGAAAUUGAAAAAGGCA
This is a messenger RNA of Dendronephthya gigantea, 3926 nucleotides long. RefSeq names its product cilia- and flagella-associated protein 57-like. The record is from RefSeq and is a predicted model, not a curated record. Bases 134 to 3775 code for a protein of 1213 amino acids. Gene Ontology annotation, molecular function: protein binding. The transcript is spliced from 18 exons. NCBI's taxonomy places the organism in Eukaryota, Metazoa, Cnidaria, Anthozoa, Malacalcyonacea, Nephtheidae.